Molecule: messenger RNA, 618 nt
Organism: Penicillium samsonianum
Lineage: Eukaryota; Fungi; Ascomycota; Eurotiomycetes; Eurotiales; Aspergillaceae
Exons: 1
Coding region: 1-618 (205 amino acids)
Source: RefSeq, a predicted model, not a curated record
AUGCCCGAGCUCCCACAAGACGACCAAGAUUGGAGUAACUCGACUGAUUUUACUGACCUACUCGAGUUGAAUAAGAAGUUCCUCCGAGGUGAAAUCUCAUCGUCUCCUUAUCAUUAUGGCCCCAUAGAAGAGGAGACACAUAGCCUUGUUCCUUCUCUGUUGAAGCUACAUGAACGGCGAAUUUUUACGUGGGGUAUUCAACCAUAUUUACGUAAACGCAAGAGAGGAGAUGAAGGCAAAUUGUACGACGCCUGGCAACGACCUUGUAUUUCCUUUAUUGUGGCAGAGGAAAACAAUCCGCCGAGACUCUUUCAGGAUUUGAAAAGAAAAAGAGAUAUCAAAGUUUACGCACGGAAAGCUUACUCGCCUGAAGCUGCUAUAGAAGGAUCAUUCACUAAGAAAAAGAUUGUUACCAAGUAUCGACGUACAUGGUUUUGGCGGCAAUGGAAAGUUCUUGCAGCUGUUGAUCCUGCGGCAGAUGUAGCAGCGGAGGACAUUUUCUGUCUGGAAGCUAUGAAGCAAGCAAAACCAUGGAUAUUCGAGGUUGUCGCAGCUUCGUGGAAGAAUGUCGAUAUUGCAGGGAUUGUUAUAGAGGCAGUUGAUGCGGCACAAGCAUGA